AUGUUAACGAAUAAUAGAUUAAUUAUUUUAUUAAUUAUUCAUUUAAUUGUGGGUAUUUUAAUUGGACUUUUUAUAAGUACUAAAAGAUCUGUAAAUGAACUAAAUUAUAGUUCAUCGACAAUACUGAAAAAAAACUCAACAAAAACUCCACUUAAUAUGUCACCUCAUAUUGAAAUAAUUGAUUUUAAUAAACCAAUUAACGCAAAUUUUACAUGUAUGAAUACGAAAACACUUCUACAUUUUUUUAAUUCUUCUAUAUGUGUAUAUGAUUCAAAAAGAGAUUCAUUUUUAAGUGCAGCUUUUCGUGAAUCAAUUUCGAUUUGGGAUGAAGAAGGUGUAACUCGUAUACUUCGACUUCUUCUUCGUUAUCCACAUCUUGAUUUUAUUGAUAUUGGAGCUAAUAUUGGUACUUAUACAAUGUAUGCUGCUGCAUUAGGUCGAUUUGUAUUAGCUAUUGAAUGUUUUGCUCCUAAUACUGAUCGUAUACAUCGUGCUGUCCAAUUAGCAAAUGUUUCUAAUCGAGUUGUUCUUGUAAAAAAUGCACUUUAUACACAUUCGGGACAAUAUUUACGUUUAUCAAAUCAUCCAAUUAAUGUUGGAGGCCAAGAAUUAGAUGUUGUAACAAAACCAAAACCUAAUCAACAAACAAUAUCUAAUCAAAGUAUAGUAAAUGAUCCAUAUAUAGUAAAAACAAUAACAUUAAAUGAAUUAGUACCGAUAUUACAUGCACGUGGUAUGCGUGGAGCAAUAAUAAAAAUGGAUAUAGAAGGAAGUGAAAGUUUUGCUCUUGAAAGUGGAAGUCAAGUAUUUGAUUUAUUUGAUAUACCAUUUAUACAAAUGGAAUGGUUUAAAGUACGCGGUUUUCCUGAUCGUGCUAAAUUCUUAUUAGAUUUUUUUACUAAACGUGGUUAUGUACCUCAAACAUUUCAAUGUCAAGUAUUAGAUAUACAACGCACGGACGUAUGGCCUAGUGAUUUAUGUUGGACGAAAAAAGAUUUUUCUUUUUGUUAA
Molecule: messenger RNA, 1011 nt
Organism: Adineta steineri
Lineage: Eukaryota; Metazoa; Rotifera; Eurotatoria; Adinetida; Adinetidae
Source: the annotation of a GenBank genome assembly